Necator americanus (New World hookworm) is the source of this 627-nucleotide messenger RNA. RefSeq lists its product as uncharacterized. Bases 1 to 627 code for a protein of 208 amino acids. The transcript has 6 exons. The record is from RefSeq and is a predicted model, not a curated record. Lineage: Eukaryota; Metazoa; Nematoda; Chromadorea; Rhabditida; Ancylostomatidae.
AUGACAAACGCUUUAGUAACGAAAGUGGAGAAAUGUUCGAGCUGUCCAGCUCACUAUCCAGCAGCUUGUUUCGAACUGUUCCAUGCUUCUACUGCUUCAUACAUCGUUGCUGCUAUGCAGAUGUUCAUGCUAGUAAUAAUGGGUCUCACCUAUUACGCGCUCGAAAAGCACGGCUACUUUGUGAAUGUGGACGCUUUUCGUCCUGUGGUCGCGUGUAUUGGGACACUUUAUGCCGGCGGAGUGAUUUGUGCGAUUGUUGGAGUUAGUAGGGAAAGAAAAACUCUUGUAAAUGCUCAUAUCACAAUUGUCACAGCUCUGAUGGUGUUCACUGACAUUAUUGCGAUCUCGGUGGUGUUAAUUAUGGCAAUCGGUAACCGAAGCAAAUUCACACACAGUCUUCCUGGGCAUUUCGUCGAUGAGCGCAAAUUUUACGCCGUGUUGGGACCUUUCUGGAUGUAUCUAGGAGCAAUCACCCUACAUAUUAAUGUAGCCGUCAAUAUGUGUUUCCUGCAGGUGUUGAACACCUUCAUUUCGUUUCUCGAUGAUAAAAUGACUCCAACAGGCUCUUCGCUUGAUCUUAAGCGGGCUGAAGCUAGGAUAAAGUCAGAGGAAAAUGCGAAGAAGUGA